Messenger RNA from Phycomyces blakesleeanus NRRL 1555(-), 201 nucleotides. RefSeq lists its product as hypothetical. The transcript has 2 exons. The record is from RefSeq and is a predicted model, not a curated record. Lineage: Eukaryota; Fungi; Mucoromycota; Mucoromycetes; Mucorales; Phycomycetaceae. The coding region runs from base 1 to 201 and encodes 66 amino acids.
AUGGUUUACCAGCGUCAGUCUUUGUCUCAAACGACGACCCUCCUGGAGAUCUUCUUCUGCUUGCCUUCUGAUACGUCCAAUCCGAAUGACGCGGGUGAACCUUACAGGUAUAGUCCCAUCAUAUCUCAGAUUGUUAAGUAUAUGUCAGAAGUUCAGGACAGCAGCAAGAUCCCGAUUCCACAAACGAUGCAUAACCUCUGA